CAGCGCUCAUAAAUACUUCAAAAGCAUUUCCAGUACUUUGCAGGAUACAACCUACAUUCGAUUUCCUUACCUGAUGAGAAUAAAUUGUCUCACACUUAAUUAAUUAUAGGUAAAGAUUGUGUGUUUAUUUACACGGAAUGGAGUAAUAAAAGUUAAUAAUUUCGUCAUAAUUGCGGAAUAUCUUUAUGCAAUAUUCAAACAUUUUAAAAAUAGAGGAUAACAAAGAUAGACGAAGAUUAAUGACAAAAGGAAAAGAUUAGAAAUUAUGUUGCCUUUCGGUAAUCCUUCGAGAAUAAAAUUAUCUAACUGUAUUAAAAUGGAGGUAAGCUAUAUAGGUUCCAUUCCAACCGAUAUAAAGCCGUCGAAUGGAUGUACAAUUAAACCUGUUGAGAAUAUAUGGAGAAGGAGUGUCUCGGAAGACAAACUUCCAAGAAUGCUGUUAACGCUCAAUCCCUCGGGUAUUCAACUUCGAAAUAUCAAAUCUUCCGAAAUUAUGGAAUUUAAAUGUUCAGAUAUAGGACAUUUCUGUGCGUUACAUCCAAAUAUGGAAAGAAUAUUCUCAUGGCUGCACGCACAAAAUGGAGAUAGAAAUCAGCUAUGGGUACACGCUAUAUUUACAUCAUCCGCUGUUCAUUCAUAUUAUUUAGCUAGACAUUUGGACGAAUAUUUUAAAGUGAAUUCUGAAGCUGAUGAUUUAAUAAAGGAAAAUUUAUUAAAAUAGAAUUCGAAUUGAACAAGGAACUGAAAGAAAUUCUAAAUAAAUAAGAUAUAUAUGUAUAGAAAAGACUGAAAAGGAAGAACUUGAUCAAGAAUAUUAUAGAUAAUCGAACAAUAACAAACUGGCAAUCAUACUUUGUUUUUAUUAAUACAAGUGUUUUUAAUCAUUGAUUAUUUUCAAGAAGAAAGAAGUGGAAAGGUAAAGGAGAAAUAGAAAUAGAAAAUAGACACUUGAAUUUACUCUUUCCUAACUCUAUUUUCUAUGAGAAAGGCAUAAGAAGGUCUUAACUCCUCAAGAUAUAUCUAAACCUUUUCGAAGAUUUUUUCUUCUCACUGCCUAUAAAUAGUUCUCUCCUAUAGAGAUUAUUAUGAGAGCAGUAUAUGUUAAAGGAUUAAGUAAUAAUAUAAUGAAUUAUUCUAUUGUUAUGUGACUUAGUUUAUCUUUUGUAUAGCUGUCUGCUUCUCUGUCCGUAUCUUUUGAUGUUUUUAUUGUUCCUAUCUUUCCUCCAUUACCUAAAUGUUCACCUCUCUCCCUCUCACUAACCUGUAUUUAUUACUCUUCCACCUAUACUCUUACUAAAUCAGCUAAACUUGAUAACGUGACGCUAAUUUCUUCCUAUCAUUGUUUAGAUCCUGAUAGAAAGAAAAAAUGAGAUCUGAUUACUUUUUUAAACAGAAAAAUAUGGAUAUUUUUUAACGAAAUAAAUCAAGUUUAAUAUUUUUUUUAAUCAAUUUUCAAAUCAAUUCAUUUAAAUAGUAAAAUAUAUGUUCAAAGUAUAUUUCCUGCUUUUAAUUACAUUUUAUAUAAACUUUCAAAGGAGAAAAAGCGAGAGCUUUCCCUUUGAAUGAUGACGGCGACGACCGUUAGUGCAUACGCGACCUGGCGACGCCUCUCUACUCCCCCUUUCCAAAAUUCCUUUCGCAUUCUUAGUGAAAUUCCGUAAAUUUGUAUACUUUACCUAUUCUUCUCUCGUCUUUUUCGUGAGGUUUAUUACGUUUAUUCGUUCGAAGUUUUAUUAAUUUAUCUAUUCAUUUAAUUAUUGUUUAUGACUUGUUAGAGUUUUUAAAGGUUCUAUAUUAAUACUCUUUAAUAAUGUAUCGAUUUGCUCCGUAGUAAUGCAUCUGACUACAAGUCUAUUCUGUGAAACAUAAUUCAUUUCUAAAUUCAAUAGGUUGGUAUAGUGAGGGAGUAAGUGAAUGAGGGAGAGGUAGAUAAAUAAAAUAUCACGUAUCUAAAUCAAAUACUAUGUAGGAAGAGGAUUACCUAAUAUUGACAAAAUAUGACACUUUUACGUAAAAAUAUUCUAAUUACCUAUUUACAAUAUAUACAAACAAAAACACGUUGUUUGUAACGAUCUACU
Messenger RNA from Dimorphilus gyrociliatus, 2078 nucleotides. NCBI's taxonomy places the organism in Eukaryota, Metazoa, Annelida, Polychaeta, Dinophilidae. The record is from the annotation of a GenBank genome assembly.